Molecule: messenger RNA, 4097 nt
Organism: Colossoma macropomum (tambaqui)
Lineage: Eukaryota; Metazoa; Chordata; Actinopteri; Characiformes; Serrasalmidae
Product: scavenger receptor cysteine-rich type 1 protein M130-like
Exons: 20
Coding region: 98-3238 (1046 amino acids)
Cellular component (GO): membrane
Source: RefSeq, a predicted model, not a curated record
GGGUUAGAAUGCAGAGUUUCUUCAGUCUGUCUGGGGGAGUGGAGGUGAAGCUUGUUCUGCUGCUGAGUUGAACGGUCUGUGUGCAGGUCAGAGGGAGAUGGACAGCUGUGUGGCUCUCAUUCUUCUGUCCUCCACAAUCACACUCACGACAGCUGUCAGUGUGAGGUUGGUGGAUGGUGGAAGUCGCUGUGCUGGGAGAGUGGAGGUUAAUGAGAAAGGACAGUGGAAAGGAGUGUGUAGUUAUCAGUGGGGUAUGACUGAUGCUGCAGUGGUGUGUAGAGAGCUGGGCUGUAUGGACGCUCUACGCACUGUGAGUUUUGGAUCAGGAUCAGGAUCAGUGAUGAUGGGGUAUGCACACUGUAGAGGAUCAGAGUCUUCACUGAAGAACUGUUUCGUUUAUACAUCUUACCGUUACUGUAAUAUAGCAGAUGCUGGAGUCAACUGUUCAGGUGACAAACCCAGACUUACUGAUGGUCCCCACGAAUGUUCUGGACGACUAGAAGUACCAAAAAGGAAUGAAUGGGCCACAGUGUGUGAUGCUGACUUUGACCAGCAGGAUGCAGAGGUUGUGUGUCGAGAGCUGGGCUGUGGGCUUCCUGUGGAGGUGCUGGGAGCAGCUGCUUUUGGCAGAGGGGAGGGUCAGAUGUGGUCAGAGGAGUUUCAGUGUAAAGGGAAUGAAUCUCAGCUUUACUCCUGUAAAAAAAAAUCCACAAGCAAAAACAUCUGCACCCAUGACAACGAUGUGGGACUAACAUGUACCGGUCACACAGGGGCUCGGCUGGUGAACAGCUUGGACUCCUGUUCUGGUCGAGUGGAGCUCCAGUACCUCAGUGAGUGGGGCACAGUGUGUGAUGUAAGCUGGGAUAUGAGAGCUGCCAGUGUCCUCUGUGGUCAGCUGAAGUGUGGGAGUGCUGUGGCUGUGUUGGGGUCAGACUGGUUUGGGGAGGGGAGUGGCCAGAUCUGGGCUGAUGUGUUUGAUUGUCAGGGGAACGAAACCCACCUGUCAAAAUGUCCCAUUUCAUCAUGGAGUCGAACUGCAUGCUCUCAUAAACAGGAUGCCGGAGUCAUCUGUAAUGGUUCCUCUCUGGCAUUUCAUGAGGGGAGAGUGCGGUUGUCUGGAGGGAUGGAGUGUGAGGGGGAGGUGGAGGUGUACUUCAGGCAGGACUGGAGGAGAGUUCUGCUGGACUCCUGGAGUGAGUCUGAGGCCUCUGUGGUCUGCAGACAGCUGGGCUGUGGCUCUGUGUUCAGCUUCUCCAGCUCCUCUACAUCCAGUCCUGAACACAGACACAUGUGUGUGACGGGUUUCAAUUGUACUGGGAGUGAAGCUCAUCUGGGGAACUGCAGCAGCUCACAAGCAGUCAACUGCAGCUCGAGAGAACAGCUCUCAGUCACCUGCUCUGGUAAGUUUAAUUCAGCUCACAGCUCCAUCAGGCUGGUUGGUUCUGGGGGAGAUUGUGCAGGAAGGCUGGAGGUUUUCCACAAUGGCUCAUGGGGGACAGUGAGUGAUGACCUGUGGGAUAUUAAGGAUGCUCAGGUAGUCUGCAGACAGCUGCAGUGUGGAGUGGCCCUCAGUGCUCCAGUACCAGCCCGGUUUGGACCUGGAACUGGAUCCACAUGGCUGGUGGAGUGUGAGGGGAACGAGACGUCCCUGUUGAACUGCAGAUUUCAGCUGUGUGGAAAGGAUGAUUGUGAACACAGGGAGGAUGUCGGAGUCGUGUGUUCAGAGUUUAAAGAGAUCAGACUCACCGAGGGCUGUGAGGGGAAUCUGGAAGUGUUCUACAAUGGAACCUGGGGUAAUGUGUGUGAAAAUGGAAUAGAUGAAGAAACAGCAAGUUUGAUCUGUCAGGAGCUGAACUGUGGAAGAUCUGGCAGUGAGAAUCGAGAUGAAGCAAGAGUGAAAUCAGCUCCUAACUGGCUGGAUGAUCUGAAAUGUAGGAAACAUGACUCCACUCUGUGGCAAUGUCCAUCUUCACCCUGGGGAAAUUAUAAGUGCAACGAGGUGGCUCAAAUUACCUGUUCAAAUAAGAAAUAUCAUCUUGUGCAGCGAAGUCAUCUGAAAUGCUCCUCAUCAUCUCCCCAUCAGAGGCAGUGCUCAAAUCACCUGCCUCUCAGGCUGAGGGGAGGAAAUAGAAGCUGCUCUGGGAGGCUGGAGGUGUAUCAUAACGCUAAGUGGGGCUCUGUUUGUGAUGAUCUGUGGAACAUCAGGGAUGCUCAGGUGGUCUGCAGGCAGUUGGGCUGUGGGCUGGCACUGAGUGCUGAUGGGAGUGCUGUCUUUGGUGCUGGUGAAGGGCCUAUCUGGCUGAACAGAGUGAAGUGUAGAGGGAAUGAAAUUCACCUGUGGGACUGUCCUCAUUCCCUGAAGAAGCACACUGACUGUUCCCACAAGCAGGAUGCUGGAGUCACCUGUAAAGAUAUAUCAGUGCUUUCUACUACUACACCCAUAACAACAACCAUCACCUUCACUACUACAGUUGGUCAGGCAGUGAAGAGAACAAUAACUCCUCCACAAACUCUUCCAACUGCUGUUCCGCCCAUCUAUCCAGUGUCCCUCCUGGUUCUGGGAGUGGUGCUCUUCCUGGCCUUAGUGCUUCUGGUUGUGCUGUUUUACCAGAACAGAGUGCUCAGGAGAGUGCUCUCUAAGAGGAGGCGUAAGACUCUGACUGAGGCAGUCUAUGAGGAGAUCGACCGCAGAUACAUCACUAAAAGAAAUGACUCGACUCAAAGGGGAAGUAUCCUCUCUGAAGAACAGCAUUCAGGAUAUGAGAAUGUGGGUGAGGAGCUUCUCUCAGCAAAGUCUCUGACUGGAGUGAAGGCAGAACAUUAUGAUGAUGUCACCAGCAGUGGUCUGAUAAGUGAAACAGCAAAAGAGGACACAGUAGAGAGCUAUGAUGAUGUCAUCACUGCUGGACAGAUCUCUGAUAGUGUAGCAGAGGACGUAGCAGAGAAUUAUAAUGAUGUCAUCACUGCUGAUCAGAGCUCAGCUGUUCUAACAGAAGACAUGACAGAUAUCUAUGAUGAUGCUGUUACCGCUGGACCAAACUCCAACAUUAUGAGAAUGGACACACCAGAGAACUAUGAUGAUGUCAUCACUACUAGACAGGAUGUUGGAGAGGUAAAAGACUAUGAUGACGUGGAGGAGGAGCCUCAGACAGAGAUGAAUCAAGUGACUGAGAGCUCACAGCCAGUGUCUCUCCUCAGGAAAUUACAUUCCAACCUUUUCAAAUGCAAGAAACUUUAAGAUUUUAUUAGAGAUCACCUUUUUAUGGAGCAUAAAUGGGAUAUGCUGAGGUUAAACACCCCCACAUUUACUUUUUUUAUAUUUUUUUUGAGUUCAACCAACCUUAGUCAGCUAGAAACAUUUACUGACACUCAUCUCAUUAAUUCAUCUAAAUCUUACUUCGAUCUUUUGAUUCUAUUUAUUUUUUUAUCUUCAUGAAAACAUUCUGUGUCUGAUGUGAUAAAGGUAGUUAAAAGGUUUUUAAAGAAAUUUUCCAUUUGUUGCCAAAAACAUGAAUUUUUUACUACAGUUUAACAAUAUGAUUAUUUUUGGUUGAAGGUCAGAAAUUAAAGAGAAAUUAAUCAAUUGUAAAUGACAUAUGACAGCUUUCUGUUUUCAGUGUUGGCAUUUAAAAUCAGGCAGCCCCUUAUAACUGUUUAUAGAGCAGUUAUAACACAUUUUUGAUUUUCCACUGUGCUGUAAAAAAUGGUGUGUCAGUUCAUUUACUUCAUAUGAUAAGCUCUGAGUUCACUGGGUUUUUUUCAACUCAAAUAAAUACUCUGAAUGAAACAAUGCAAAGCAAAAUUUUAAUUUAGAUAAACAAUAUUUUACAUCAAUUCAAACCUCAAAAACAUGCUUCCACGUUUUACAGUGUGCAUAAUAAGAAAAAGAUUUAUGACCUUCUCUAAUGUUAUUUACAAGCCUAUGAUGAUUGUGUGAUUAUUAUGCUGAUAAUUUGAGAUUAAAUCCACACAGGCAUAAUAAUGACUGCAUGUUGAAUUCUGUAUCUGGAAUUUCUUAUGAUUUAAGUGUGUAAUGUACUGAAUCUAUUUCUGUACUCCUCUCUUCUCUUUGUUGAUCAUUACACAUUUUAAAGUUA